Hyaloperonospora brassicae is the source of this 2418-nucleotide messenger RNA. Lineage: Eukaryota; Oomycota; Peronosporomycetes; Peronosporales; Peronosporaceae. The record is from the annotation of a GenBank genome assembly.
AUGGCCGUGUGCGGAUUCCCCGACGACCGCGCGCCAAAGUCGUUGUUGACGGCUCGAAACAGCGGUACCGGCAUCAACGCUUUUGACCGGCGGCUGCUGGUCAGUGCAAGCGCGAGGAGCUCUGACGAUGGCGUUGAGCUCCUCGAGUCGGAGUUUCCCGGUGCAGUAGCGAUCUCGACCGCUGUGAACGCACUGUCGUUGCUGGGCUUUGCCGUCAUUCUCACGACGUACCUAUUGUUUCCCCCCGUGCGGAAACAGCACUCGUCGCUGCUCGUGUGGGUGGCGCUCACGGGUAUGCUCUUCCACGGGACAGUGCUCACGCAGACGUCUGCAGUCUACGGCUCGUGCUGCUCGACCGCUUCUGUGGUUCAACUCGCGCUGCUCUCGCACGAGCUGUACUUCUUUGCGCUGGCGUUCAACUUUUACUUUACGACCAAGUACCCGUUUCGCUCGUCAAGGUGGCUGAACCCGCUCUACCACGUUGCCGUGUGGGCUGUGAGUAUCGCUGUGGCGAUCGUGGCCUGGCACUUGGGAACGGGGCGAGUCAGUUCCUACGGCUUUUGCUGGUACGCGUCCGACUACGAUGGCAUUGUCAGCAACAACGAGUUCAUCCUGCUCGAGAUCUUUUUCAUCCCGAUUUCCGCUGGCUACUGCGUGAGCAUUGGCUGGUACAUCUUGGCAACGAAACGAGUGCGACUGACGAUGGGCGGCAGUGCCCAGACUCGCACGACGCUCGAUUCCAUGCGGUCUUUCUUGUUCUGGAGCUUCUCGCUGUGGGUGGUCGUGACGGUCCCCUACAUUCUGCGGCAUCGCAAUGUCGUUGCGAUCAACUCGGCUAGCGAAAAGUCGCUGCGCUUUGUAGGACGCGUAGCCGUCGCAUUCCUUGGCACGGGUAGUGCAAUUCUUUGGACGAAAUCAAUGGGCGUGCUCAAGACAUUCAAGAUGUGGCGGCAGCGGAACUGGGAUGACUACUUCAAGGUCUAUGAUGCCUCCUGGGUCCUGCGUCGCGAGAUCUUGUAUUUCGCCACGAAAGGUAUUCAGCUUGGCGCUAGUAGUGCAAAGGGUGUACAGGAGCACGAUGACAGGGUGAACCCAGGUGCCGAAUCGAUCUUUUCGUUCACGCAACGGUCGGGUAUCUUCCCCUGGCAGCUACGACUGGGAGCGAUAUCGCAGGCACCAAGCGUGCUGUCGUUUGAGCUCGAUGGCGCCACGUCCGGCCAGAAAGCCAUCUUCCGCGACUUUGAGCCAGAAGUGUUUCACGAAAUCCGGCAAAUGUCUGGAAUUACCCGCGAGAGCUACAUUCAAUCGUUCAAGGGCAGUACGCGCGAACGGUUCAGCGAAGGCAAGAGCGGGUCGUUUCUUUACUAUACUGGUGACCAGAUUUUUAUCCUCAAGACGUGCACACCUGGCGAGCAAAAGUACCUUUUGUACAUUUUGCCGCAGUACAUGGCCCACCUUCGUCGAAACCCGAACAGCUACUUAUGUCGCUACGUGGGUUGUCACGAAUUGGUCAUGGAGCACCACUCGGUACUGUUUAUCGUGCUGACGAAUAUCUUGAACAACCCUAGUGUCAAUAUUGACGAGCUGUAUGAUCUCAAGGGCGCUUGGGUCGGUCGGCAUCGCGGUGACUCACCCAGCGGUACACAGCGAGUGUGCAAGUUCUGUGGCCACGAUUUUGUCGUCGGCAUGUCGGAAGAAGUGUGCUCUCAGAACCCAACUGCUGGAUUCGGUCAUGCCGAGUUUGUCGUCGGCAAAGACCUAAAUUGGUCGUGCCGCCGCCUUGGACUUCCCACUGACGUGGCUGAGCAACUGGGCAGUCAGUUGUACGCCGACACUGAGUUCUUGCAGCGCAUGAAUUCCAUGGACUACAGUCUCGUGAUCGGGUUGAGCCGCCACAAGUCGAUUUGCGCCCAAACGGGCAAUGGUACUGUGCUGUCACGAAGCAUUGGUCCAUGUUUGAAGGAGAAGUCGUGUGUUAGCGUGGGUAGUGGUGACGAGGCAGGCUACUUGGAGUCGUCGAGUCCUCAUAGUGCUACUCUUCGCGGAAUGAACCGUCCGACGGGCAACACGACAACGUUCUCUACAGACGCGUCAGUCGUGAACAUGGGCAUCAUUGACAUCUUGACCCCAUGGUCAUUCAAGAAGAGUUUGGAGCGAUGGGUGCGCAUUCGACUACAGUGCCGCGACAAGAAGGGGAUUUCGUGCAUGAAGCCCAUCCCAUACGCGGACCGAUUUCGUCGCAACGUGAUUGACACGGUCAUCUUUGGCCGCUAUCUAGGCCCCAAGCGACGCCACCUGGAGAAACGGCAAGGAGAGUCGAUUAUGGUGGAUUUUACGAGCGUGUCCAUGGACGUGAACUUCUCGAUAGACAUCGCGAGCUUGUCGAUGGAUACGUCCAAUCUCUCUAUGGAGAUAUAA